AUGAAACGCUUUGGUAGCAGCUCUGGGAUAGAAAUAGAGGAAAAAAUCGAGAAUCUAACACCCCAAAAUACCGUAAAAACACAUAAAUAUGUUUGGAAACAGUUCACCGAAUUUUGUGAACGGCGAAAUUAUCAACUUUGUGCUCAAACUUCUGACGAACGAUUAGCAAGUAUUUUGAAAGAUUGGGCAUUCAACAUGAAACGUGCAGACGGCACCGAAUACAAAGAAGGUACGGUGAAAACAAUUUGGAAUACUACCGCUAAACUUGUCCAGAAAAAGUUUUAUGAAGAGUUUAACCGACAAAUAAAUCUAUUCAGUGGCGUCGUUUUUGAAUUUGACAAUUACGGUCAACCCACAGGACGUAUUGAGUACAAUACCAUGUUUUCAAAGACAGCGCAAGGUGGCUAA
Messenger RNA from Psylliodes chrysocephalus, 408 nucleotides. The record is from the annotation of a GenBank genome assembly. Lineage: Eukaryota; Metazoa; Arthropoda; Insecta; Coleoptera; Chrysomelidae.